CAUUCCGCCAUACCCACUCACCACUAUACAUUCUCCUCUCCUCUUCAUCUCACACCUUUACUUUUCUUCUCUUAUUAUUCAUCAACACCUCACACUUCAAACUUAUCUUCCUUAUUAGCUUUCAUGGAACCAAAUCUUGGCUUACUGGGUGGUGGCGGCGGCGGCGGUGGCGGUGGCGCUGGGGAGGCUGAGCUUGAGUUGGGCUUGGGCCUCAGCCUUGGGAGUGGUCCCUGUGGGUUGGCUAAGCCCAUGAAAUCAUCAGACUGCACCAGGGGGGGAGAAUAUGGAAGAAUCUUGACUGCCAAAGAUUUCCCUAAUGGCUUCCCUACUGGGACUCCAAGAACUAAUGGUGCUGUUUCUGGUACCAAAAGAGCUGCUGAUUCUGAGGCUGGGUCACCCCCCACUGGUGUAAGUCAGGUGGUUGGAUGGCCACCGAUUAGGGCAUAUAGGAUGAAUAGCUUGGUAAACCAAGGGAAAACUCUGAAUGCUGAAGAUGAUAAGGGAAUGGGCGGGGAUGAGAAGAAGGAGAACUCGAAAAAGAAGAUGAAUCAUGGAAAUAACAGCGAUGAUGGAUGUGGUGUCAAAGAAAAGGGAAGUCUCGGGUUUGUGAAGGUGAAUAUGGAUGGAUUGCCAAUCGGGAGAAAGGUGGAUCUGAAUGCUCACACGUCCUACGAAACGCUGGCCCAAACAUUGGAGGAGAUGUUCUUCAAGUCGACAACAAAAGCCAUGAACUCUAUCUGUGCGGAAAAGGAGCAAAGAAUGACACCCUCGAAGCUUUUGGAUGGAUCAUCUGACUUUGUGCUAACGUACGAGGAUAAAGAAGGCGAUUGGAUGCUCGUGGGAGAUGUUCCGUGGGGGAUGUUUCUCUGCACCGUGAAAAGGCUAAGAAUCAUGAAGACUUCCGAGGCUAAUGGACUUGCUCCGAGGGUCCAGGAAAGGCAGGACAGACACACCGGAAAACCAAUCUAAAGCUCCGUUCUUCAACAGCGUGCAAAGAAAAAAACACAAGUAGCUAGAGAAGUUAAUGCGUUUUGCUCAAGAUCGCUCUUUUGUCGCCUUUUGUGGUUUUGUUUUGUUUUUUUUUAAUGUUUUGCAACCCAUGUUCAAGUUUAAUUCCCCUUUACCUUUUCUAAGCCUAGUUGAAAGUAGUGUUUACCCCCCUCCUCAUCCUCCCUAUAUAUUUCACCAGAAAAUGUUUUGGCAAAUGCUACUUUCUCCUAGUGUAAAUAUGAGUGCUGUGCUUGCUGGCUGCCAGAAAUUGGAUUUAUUUAUUUAUUUAGGUUUCAUCA
Messenger RNA from Ipomoea nil (Japanese morning glory), 1289 nucleotides. Its product is annotated as auxin-responsive protein IAA13-like. Lineage: Eukaryota; Viridiplantae; Streptophyta; Magnoliopsida; Solanales; Convolvulaceae. Gene Ontology annotation, cellular component: nucleus. Gene Ontology annotation, molecular function: protein binding. The transcript is spliced from 5 exons. The record is from RefSeq and is a predicted model, not a curated record. Gene Ontology annotation, biological process: regulation of DNA-templated transcription. Bases 124 to 969 code for a protein of 281 amino acids.